AUGCUCUCGCUGCCUCUGCUCUUGCUCGCUGGCCUCUCGCGGUGCUCCAGCUCUGAAGUCAACCCUGCGAUAUGCCGAUAUCCUUUGGGGAUGCACGAAGGGACAAUCCGGGAUGCGGAUAUCACUGCCUCCAGCCAGUGGUACGAUUCGACGGGGCCGCAGUACGCUCGGCUGCUGAGGGAGGAGGGCGACGGGGCCUGGUGCCCAGCUGGUCUCCUGCAGCCAGAGGACGUGCAGUUCCUCCAGAUCGACCUGCACAAGCUCUAUUUCAUCACCCUGGUUGGCACCCAAGGGCGUCACGCCCGGGCCACGGGCAAGGAGUUCGCCCGUGCCUAUCGGAUCGACUACAGCCGCAACGGGGAGCGCUGGCUGUCUUGGAAGGACCGCCAGAAUGGGCAGGUGAUCCAAGGUAAUGUGGACACGUAUGACGUCGUCCUGAAAGAUCUCCGCCCGCCGGUCAUUGCCCGCUACAUCCGAGUGAUCCCCGUGACGGAGCAGCCCAUGACGGUCUGCAUGCGUGUGGAACUCUAUGGUUGCGUUUGGUCUGAUGGCUUGGAGUCCUACAGCAUGCCGGGCGGGCAGAUGAUGCUUGCUCCCGGGCACCCCGUGGUCUACCUGAAUGACUCGACCUACGAUGGUUACCAGGAGCGCAAGUCCCUUCACGGAGGGCUGGGCCAGCUGGUGGACGGCGUCCUGGGCCUGGACGACUUCACCAAGAGCCACCAGUACCGCGUGUGGCCGGGCUACGACUACGUGGGCUGGAGGAACGACAGCUUCCGAGACGGGGGCGUGGAGAUGGAGUUCCAGUUCGACCGGCAGAGGAACUUCUCCUCCAUGAAGGUCCAUUGCAACAACAUGUUUUCCAAGGGGGUCAAAAUCUUCGAGAGGGUGGAGUGCCGCUUCAAGCCGUGGCUGAUUGCCGAGUGGGAGCCAGAGCCCGUGGGCGUGGACACCGUCCUGGACGACAAGAACCCCAGCUCGCGGUUCGUGACCGUGCCGCUCCAGCAGCGCGUGGGCAAGGCCAUCCUGUGCCGAUUCUACUUCGCCGACACCUGGAUGCUGAUCAGCGAAGUCUCCUUCCAGUCCGAAGACAUGGAUUCCGUCGACCCUGUCGCGAUCACCCUCGCCUCGGCCACCUCCUCUGCGAUAGCCCCGUCGGAGGAAGCCAAUGCCACGGAUGGGGUGUGGGGGACCACCCCCACCGUGCCUGCGACGAGCCCCGGGAUCGCGCGCAAGGCAGAAGACUCCGGCACCUCUGGCCUGGUCGCGUCCCUCGUGGGCAUCAUCCUGCUGCUGCUGGUGAUAAUCAUCGCCAUCCUGGGGAAGCAGUACGCCCAGAAGCGGCUGGAGACGGCUCCCCGGCGAAUCCUGGAGGAGGACGCCACGGUGCGGCUCUCCUUCUACAGCUCCAGGGUCGUCAGUGGCCACACGCAGGUCCGCCAGACCAACCCCACCUACGAGAGGGUCUUCCCGUUGGACUUGCAAUGCCACCAGCCCGUCACCCUCCUCCAGAAACUGCCGGAGCUCUCCCAGAGCGCGGAGGACUCGGCCUGCAGUGGCGAUUACGCCGAGCCGGAUGUCACCAAGUGCACCCCGCACCAAGGAUUCCAGAACAACGUCCCGCACUACGCCGAGACGGACAUUGUCAGCCUGCAGGGCGUGACGGGCAACAACACGUACGCUGUCCCGGCCAUCACGGUGGACUCGCUGACCAAGAAAGACAUCUCAGUGGCCGAGUUCCCACGGCGGCAGCUGCGGCUGAAGGAGAAGCUGGGCGAGGGGCAGUUUGGGGAGGUGCACCUCUGCGAAGCUGACGGGCUCCUCGAGUUCCUGGGGCGCGUCUCCCCAGAAGCCUCCAGCCGGGCUGUGCUCGUGGCGGUGAAGAUGCUGCGGGCCAACGUCACCAAGACGGCCAGGAACGAUUUUCUCAAGGAGAUCAAGAUCAUGUCCCGGCUCAAGGACCCGAACAUCAUCCGCCUGCUGGGCGUGUGCGUGCGGGACGACCCGCUGUGCAUGAUCACCGAGUACAUGGAGCACGGGGACCUGCACCAGUUCCUGCUCCAGCGGCAGAGCCGGAGCACCCUCACGCUGGCCAACCACAUUCCCUGCGUCAGCUGCCUCCACCUCCUCCUCAUGGCCACCCAGAUCGCCUCUGGGAUGAAGUACCUGGCCUCGCUGAACUUCGUGCACCGGGACCUGGCCACCCGCAACUGCCUCGUCGGGCACAAUUACACCAUCAAGAUCGCCGACUUCGGCAUGAGCAGGAACCUUUACAGUGGCGACUACUACCGGAUCCAGGGCAGGGCCGUGCUGCCGAUCCGCUGGAUGGCCUGGGAGAGCAUCCUCCUGGGAAAGUUCACCACGGCCAGCGACGUGUGGGCCUUCGGCGUGACGCUGUGGGAGAUGUUCACACUCUGCAAGGAGCAGCCGUACAGCUGGCUUUCCGACGAGCAAGUGAUCGAGAACACGGGGGAGUUCUUCCGGGACCAGGGCCGGCAGGUGUACCUGUCUCAGCCACCCCUGUGCCCAAACCCUGUUUUCGCCCUGAUGAUGAACUGCUGGAGCCGAGACAUCAAAGACCGCCCUGCGUUUGAGGCCAUCCAUCUGUUUCUGGUGGAGCAAAUGGAUGGGAGCAUCUGACCCGCACCUGACCUGCCAAAGAGCGCGAGAGACACAGUACAAAGAGCAGGACCUUCCUCCCUUGCUGCAGCGGAUUUGGCUGAACCGUGGAAGCAACCCUGAAGUUGCUGUGGGUUGGAAUUCCUUCAGACGUGGCGCCUGGGGCCCUUUUCUCAGCGUGACGUGCCAGUGUGCACGGCCGGCCGUGGCCCAGGCGGCUUCCUGAUUGCGCUCAGAAUCCACUUUCUGUGACUUCUGCUCUCGGGAGGCCUUGGCAGCAACUGCUCCCUCCGUCAGCCAUGAUCAAGAAACCCCAGGGCCAAGAAAUCACCAUCUCAUGGCAUUGUUUGCUUCUACCCUGGAAAUACCCAGAGGGCUCUUUGCCCUGGCCGCACCUCCUCCUCUUCCUCCUCCACAAAGGUGAAAACUGCCCACUAUUCUAAACAGAAAUUAUGGCUGGGGGAAUAAAUAUCACACCUAUCAGGAAAA
This is a messenger RNA of Varanus komodoensis (Komodo dragon), 3108 nucleotides long. Its product is annotated as discoidin domain-containing receptor 2-like. The transcript has 16 exons. The coding region runs from base 1 to 2640 and encodes 879 amino acids. Gene Ontology annotation, biological process: multicellular organism development; cell surface receptor protein tyrosine kinase signaling pathway; positive regulation of kinase activity. NCBI's taxonomy places the organism in Eukaryota, Metazoa, Chordata, Lepidosauria, Squamata, Varanidae. Gene Ontology annotation, molecular function: ATP binding; collagen binding; protein tyrosine kinase collagen receptor activity. Gene Ontology annotation, cellular component: membrane; signaling receptor complex. The record is from RefSeq and is a predicted model, not a curated record.